UGCGCACCUUGUCGAUCUUGGCCAGCUCCAGACCGUCCUCGGCUGGACGGGAGAAAUAAGAUAGCAAGGGAUAUUCACAUUUUGGAAUUGCAGAACCCUCUGAUGCCUUAUUGAGACAAUGUAUUUAUACAGGGUACCAGCAAUGAAAUUAAAGCACGGACCUAAAACUCCGACACCCUUGGGGCAGGCCAAGUACGAAGCUACCCAGUGGAAGCCUCGCUAACAAUAAACGGCGUCAACAAAUUUCUUUGGUAAAUGCUUCAUUAAAAGUGUGGCAGAACUUUGGCAACAACAACAGCAACAAGAGGGACAACAACAGCGUUAGCAACCUGUAUCAUUUGCCAAGUGCUGUUCGAUGGCAUAGCGACCAUUGUGCGGGUAAUUCCAUCUGGUUGAAUUCGGCUUAUGAGCUGAGCAUGCGCUGGCCACCAGUUGCCGGCAGACGCUUCAAUUCGCUUGUCAUUGGAAAGUUGCUGCUGCGUGACACACAUUUCACGCAUUAGACACGACCCCAGCUGUAGCUGGACCUGGACUUGGGUACUGGGAUCUGGAGCCAGACCAGUUGUUGCCCAGAGACAGUCGAAUCACAAAGCAGCCGCUGCUAGAGCCCGCACUGGAGCCACACUUCAAGUGCAAGUCGAACUUGGGAGUCGCAGUCGGAAUUAGAGUUGGGCUUGAAGCUGCCCCCUUUUGCAUUAUUCAUGCGUGCAACGACCCGAGGUGAAGGAGAAGGAGGAGGAGCAGUAGUAGCGGGCGGGGUAGGAGAAACAAAGAUGACGCUACGCUUAGUCAGCAUAUUAUCGGUGGCAUUAAUUUCUGUGCUGCCCGCACAGUUGGAUGCGUUCAUCACGCAGAAUACAGGCUGUCAUCACAAUGGCACCUGGUAUGCGGACAAAUCGGUGGUGCCCAGCAUGGAGAAGUGCCUCAAUUGUCAGUGCAAUCGGAAGACUCUCGUCUGUCGCCUGAAAGUAUGCCCGGAGAUGCCGAUGCCGCCGCCACGUGGCUGUGUGGUGGUUCAAAAGAAGAACAGCUGCUGUCCCUACCUCUCCUGUGCCCGCUUGGAUGCCUUCUAUAAGAUACCCACCAAGCGACGCAUCAUCGCCUACCUAGAUCACUAUGAGCGGGAGUCCAUCGAUCGUGUGGUCAAUGACAACAUGCUGCAGAGACGCUCGGAUGACUCCGACGUUGACUUGUUUGUGUGCGUAAAGAAUGGAACAGUGUACAAGUCCGGAUCGGCCAUGUCCUCAUCGAAUCUAUGCAGCUAUUGCUAUUGCAUUGGCGGAACCGAAAAGUGCGUCAAGCCCAAGUGCAUGUUGCCUGUGGAGGGCUGCAAGCCCAUUUUCGUCGACUCCACCUGUUGCCCAGUGCGCUACGACUGCAGCAGCAAGACAUCGGGUAAAUCAUCGCAGGAGGUGCGCUAUCGCAAGAAUUCGAACAAGCACUUCCAGCGCAUGUCGCAGCGACUGCAGCGGAAUCGGGGCUGCACCGUGGGCGCCCAGUUCUACGCGGAGGGCCAGAAGAUGCGCUCGGAUGCGGACAGGCCGUGCGACAUAUGCUUCUGCAUACGCGGCACGCGACGUUGUGCGCCCAAGAAGUGUGCGCCGGCGCUGAAGAACUGCAUCCCGGUGGUGCCCAAGGGCCAGUGCUGCCCCUCCAGCUAUGAUUGCGGCAGCCAGCGGGACUAUCGACGCUCGCAGAGCUCGCGCCAAUUCAAUCUUUACAAUCUGCUCUUUGGCAAGGAGGAGCAGGAGGCGGAGGCUGCGGCAGCCUCUGUGCUGAUGCCGCAAAAUACCAUGGCCGAACAUUAUCCGCUCGAUCGUCAUCCCACCGAGCCACCCGUGGGAGAUGCACUGCAGGCGAGCAGCGAGAAGAGCAUCCUGGACACCCUGCGCGAGGGUCUGGAGUUCAUCGAUGGCAACAACAAUCAAAUGCUGGCCAACAACAUGGAUCUGGUGGGGCUACCAAGCACAGCCACCCCACAGCCCCCAGCGAACCUGCCAGCAACCGAGGUGAGCAGCACCACAGAGCUAAGUUUUCUGGACUUGCUACUCGGAACCAGCACGGAGCAUGCAGCCAAACCGAUUCCGGAGUCAACAACCGCUAAGAAACCCUUGUCCUGGGUAGACUUACUGCUGGGUCCCGACGAGGAGGAUCUUGUCCAGGCCGACGCAACGGUGACCGAGGCAUUGGUGGAAACCACCACUGCACUGACCCAACCGACUGAGGCAUCCCUGCCCAGCACCACAGUGCGCAGCAUUGAACGUAUUGCGGAUGAUUUCGAUGAUCAUUUGGCUGACGGCGAGAUUGCGGUGGGUGAGCUGCCGGCGGAGGCGCAGCAAAUUGCGAUUGCCAAUGCGGCGGGUUGGCCCAGACCCAAGGAUCCACUGGCUAGCACCACUGCACAGCCAGCUGAUCUGUUCAAUGAUGGUCUUUCCGUCAUGCUUGAGGGAAAUAUCAGCACCACUAGCACAACAACAACCACAACUAGACAACCAAUUAUUGCACAUGCACCACCCAUAUUCCGUCCACUGCCCAGCAAUAAGCCACAGCACACGCGAAUAAACUCCAAGCUGGCCAAUCUGACAGUAAGCCCGCCCAUGGUAGUGGUCACUGGCAAAUACGGACAGCCAGUCACAUUUAGAACUAUACCCGGCAGAAGCACCACCACCAGCACCACCACAACAACAACAACAACAACAACAACCACAGCUAAACCUACAUCAACUUCAACAACCACGAGAGCGACCAGCACAACCACGCACAGGCCCACAACUACAACCACCAAAGCUAAGCCGAAAACGACAAGACGCACCACAACAACCACAAGCCAAGCAACAACAACAAGCAGCAGACCCACAACAACAACAACAACGCAGAAACCUAAAACCACCUUUAGACCCCAAAUCAAACAUAAACAACCACCGUACAUUAUCAGCACCACUAGCACCACCAGCACCACCACUGUACCGCUUAUUAUCAAAACAAAUCCGAGCAUUUUGGAAGCGGAACCUUUGGAUGACGGUGACAGCACGGCGCCCACAUUGCCGCCCAGCUUGCCUAAUCUAAAAAUCAUACCCUUUUUACCCACGGAUGCGGUGGAUUCAGCGCCGAAAAUCCAACCAUCGGAAAGCUUUAACAGCCACAGCUACUAUCAACAACCACUGGCUGCCGAUAAAAUGGGCAUUGAUUACGAUUCGCCCUACGCCGAGCCACCGCAACACCCCAACAGCUACAACAACCACAACGAUCAGGCUGCCUACAAAUACAAAUUCAAUGUGGAAGUACCGGCAGCAGUAGCACCACCCGAGCCGGUGGUGCAUGUGGGCGGCCAGUAUGAGGGCAGCUCUGGCUAUGUCAAGUAUGAUUUUAAGGAACAGGUGGUGCAACCGCCCGAGCACAGCGGUUUCUCACCACCCACCGAAACAGAGGGCGGCUUUAUGCCCAAGGAGCCGUUGGUAAUCGAUGGAGAAGUGCUCCAAGAGCAUGUGACAUCGAAUGUUCUUCUGAGCGAUACCUAUCAUGUCACACAGCAUAUUAUCGAUAUAACGACAGAACGGGAAGAUAACGACACCGCAUCAAUCGAGAUCACAACGCCAGAUCCCUUCAAAGAUGUAAUACACACGGAAAGACCGCCAGAUCUCGACACACUCAUCGAGGACAAACAGCAUAAGAAGCCAACGCAAGAGCAGCUGCAACAGCAACAGCAAGUUGAGAGUGUCACCUAUAGCAUCAGCAGCUCUUCCGGCUUCAAGGCAACAGCUGCAGCUACGCCAUCAACAACACCAACAGCACCAACAACAACAACAACCAUAAAAACUAAACAAACACCGCUGAUAGAUAAAAAUGAGAUCAGUAAACUGGAUGAGCUGCUGGAUGAGCUCCUGGGCAUGAACCUGCCCAGCCUGGCCCACAGUAGCAACAGUAGCACAGUGCCGCCUUUUAAGACAUUGCCAACGCGUUCAACCGAGCUGCCCAGCACAGAAACAGCAGCAACAAACGCAAAAGUAACUACGGCGACAAGCACUGCACGACCACUUGCCACGCCCACAGCAACACGUGGCCACAAAAAGGGAAAUAAAACGAAGCAGAAACCGUCAGGCAACAGACGCCAACAGCCAACGACAAUAACAACAAAGCCCGCCAGAUACAAAGGUCAAGCAGCCACGCGUCGAACUCCCGCCAGCAGCAGCAGCAACAGCAACAACAACGGCAACAACAGCAGCAACAGGAACAACUCAAUGGCCACCGCAGCGCAAACAAGUACCAAAACCAAAAACACGUCAUCAACUACGACGUCGACAACAACAACAACAACAACAACGGCUAAGCCGCACACAACAAUAAGCACAACAGCAACAACUGCAACCACAACAACAACAACAGCAGCAGCAACAUCAACAGCAGCAGCAGCAGUAGCAGCAACAAUUGCUUCCAGCACAGUGCAUCCAUUUUUAAUGUCACCGUUCGACAAAUUGCCCUUCAUGGACACCAGCUAUGAGGUAAGACCACACCAGCAGCAGCAGCAGCAGCAGCAACAGUUGCAGCUGUUAGCCGAGCAACAGCGACCGCAGCAAUUUCAUCAUUAUCAGCACGCGCCGAGCAGCAGCAGCAGCACAACAACAACAAUGGCAACACCAGCCGGAGCAGCAUCCGGAGCAGCAGAUGCCAAUUUGUCGGCUGGAGGGGGCGCGGGCGACGGCCUCAUGGAUCCCACGGGCAUGCUAAAAUUAGCCGGCUGCAACAUUUAUGGUCGCAUGUAUCGCGUUGGCCGCAUUAUAGUCGAAUUAUCCAAUCAAUGUCUGGAAUGCAAAUGCACCGAGGUGGGCGUCAAGUGCGGCCCAUUAGACUGUUAAUUUAAGCAAUGCUCCUGCAGCUACCCUCGCAUCUGUCUGUGUGCGUGUUUGUGUGUGUGUAUGUGUCUGUGUAUGUGUCUGAAUUUUAACCAGCGACAUUUUGCCCACUUUUGAUUUUAGCUGUUUACUUUUGCAUUUAACAUCUAGUUUUUAGCACGCAUAUUAGGCUUAAAGCUCUCUUUGGUAUAGUCGUCUAAUCGCAAAGGAUUUAAGUUAGUUGUAGUUUUAUGUAUUUACUUAAUAUUAAGUUGUAUUAUAGACAUAGCUAUGCGCUGCAACUAUUUUGAUCUAACCAAACUUGAACUUUCUUCAACGCAUUUAAAAUCUAAUAUUAUUAUUAUUUAAUAAUUUAAUUUUUAAUUUUAAAUUUAAGUAAUUAUUUGCCUUUAUCUACACGAAAAAUAAACUUAAUUGUCAUCAAUUUUAUUGAUAGCAAGAUCAUUUAUUUUCUCACA
This is a messenger RNA of Drosophila virilis, 5308 nucleotides long. Its product is annotated as mucin-2. The record is from RefSeq and is a predicted model, not a curated record. Gene Ontology annotation, molecular function: protein binding. Gene Ontology annotation, cellular component: extracellular region. Lineage: Eukaryota; Metazoa; Arthropoda; Insecta; Diptera; Drosophilidae.